ACCCUGUGUACCAAAGAAAUGGUGAUGGAGAAGCCAAGUCCCCUGCUCGUAGGGCGGGAGUUUGUGAGACAGUACUACACUCUGCUAAAUAAAGCUCCUGACUUCUUGCACAGGUUCUAUGGCAGGAAUUCUUCUUACGUCCAUGGAGGACUGGAUGCCAGUGGGAAACCACAAGAAGCAGUGUAUGGUCAAGCUGAGAUACACAAGAAAGUGAUGUCAUUACAGUUCAGUGAAUGCCACACCAAGAUUCGUCACGUGGAUGCUCAUGCUACUCUGAGCGAUGGGGUGGUUGUGCAAGUAAUGGGAGAGCUGUCGAACAACGGGCAGCCGAUGAGGAAGUUCAUGCAGACUUUUGUGCUUGCUCCAGAAGGUUCUGUUCCGAACAAAUUCUAUGUCCAUAACGAUAUCUUCAGAUAUGAGGAUGAAGUAUUUGGGGAUUCGGAAGGAGAACUUGACGAAGAGUCCGAGGAAGAGGUGGAGGAGGAGCAGGAGGAAAGACAACCAUCACCUGAACCUGCGCAAGAGAAUGCAAGCAGUACUUACUAUGAAAACCAUCCUGUAACUAAUGGGAUAGAGGAGGCACUAGAAGAAUCGUCUCAUGAACCUGAGCCAGAACUGGAAUCUGAAACAAAAACCGAGGAGCUGAAAGCUGAAGUAGAAGAGAAGACCCUUGAGGAGCUAGAAGAGAAGUCUCCAUCUCCACCUCCUGUAGAACCUGUUUCACUACCGCAAGAACCACCAAAGGCUUUCUCUUGGGCUUCAGUGACCAGUAAAAACCUGCCUCCUAGUGGUACUGUUUCUUCCUCUGGAAUUCCACCCCAUGUUAAAGCACCAGUCUCACAGCCAAGAGUUGAAACUAAACCUGAAGCUCAGUCUCAGCCUCCUCGUGUACGUGAACAGCGUCCCAGGGAAAGACCGGGUUUUCCGCCCCGAGGACCUCGGCCAGGGAGAGGGGACAUUGAACAGAAUGAGUCGGAUAAUCGUCGAAUAAUUCGCUACCCGGACAGCCACCAGCUCUUCGUUGGGAACUUGCCGCAUGAUAUCGAUGAGAGUGAACUGAAAGAGUUCUUCAUGAGCUUUGGAAAUGUGGUAGAACUUCGCAUAAAUACUAAAGGAGUGGGAGGAAAACUGCCUAAUUUUGGUUUCGUGGUAUUUGACGAUUCUGAGCCAGUCCAGCGAAUUUUAGUUGCAAAACCCAUUAUGUUCCGGGGUGAGGUGCGCUUGAACGUAGAAGAGAAAAAAACAAGAGCCGCUCGUGAAAGAGAGACCCGAGGUGGAGGCGAUGAUCGUAGGGAUAUUCGUCGCAAUGAUAGAGGCCCCGGGGGUCCCCGUGGAAUAGUGGGUGGUGGCAUGAUGCGAGACCGUGACGGAAGAGGACCCCCUCCGAGAGGUGGCAUGGCACAGAAACUUGGCUCUGGACGAGGAACCGGGCAAAUGGAAGGCCGUUUCACCGGACAGCGUCGCUGACAUCUCCACUGUGGGCAGACAGUCUCGGCAGUGGUACAUUGUCCAUCGUGUUUGCAUUCUUGUUAAUUUUUUUUGGCUUUGGAAUGUGACACAGCCCUUCUGAUCAUUUCUUUGAUGUGAAAGCAUCCUUUGGUUUCCAGUUUAAAUUGAGGUGGACGUUCUUCCCCCAGUUUCACAACAGGAGUCACACUGUUAAUUUAUAAAUGUAGACUUGGAGAAUUGAGGACUGAAAAAAAAAAAAAAAAAAGACCAAAAAAAAAAAAAAAGACCAGUUAACUAUCUGCAACAAAAGCGAACUAAAGGACAUGCCCAGUAGAAUUCAGGUCCUUUCAGUCAAAAA
Molecule: messenger RNA, 1807 nt
Organism: Leptosomus discolor (cuckoo roller)
Lineage: Eukaryota; Metazoa; Chordata; Aves; Leptosomiformes; Leptosomidae
Source: RefSeq, a predicted model, not a curated record